AUGUACGCCCAAGCAGAUACGGUUGUCGAAAAAGCCAUUCGCGACGGCUCACCUAUGAUGAAACGAUCGAAGACGACAAGCAUGACACCCAUUCCCCACGAAGAAGACCCCUCGAAUUCUUCGUUGAAAGAUACAGUAGCGGGAGACUCAGAUGCGGAAGAACCUGAAAAGGUGAAGAUGUUUCUGGGGAGUUUUGACGACCUCAACAAAAAGCCUCGCCGCUCAUCGCCAGGUGGGGAAAACGUUUGUAUGUACGAUGAAGACGAAGAUCUAGAUAAGGCAUCGAUGCAUUCGACGCGGUCUUUUCGUAGAGCCUCAAUGGGUGGACUUCCAAGUGAAAAAACGUACAUCCGACGGAGUCUCGUUUCGAACGAUGAUGACGAACGAUCAAUACACUCUGCGCGAUCGUCCCGUUCCCGGCGCGCCUCGCUGAACGGUCCCAUUCCUGCAAGCAUGCUAGGAGGCCUCGGUCCAAGUGAUGGUUACGGUACAGACGACGAUGAUGAUGAUAUAGGAGUAUCGCAGCACUCAUUGCGACGCCGUGCGUCCAUGAGUCGUCGAGGCUCGGCGGGAUUCGGAGCCCUCCCGCCGGGGCGUGUGCACGACGAUCCCUGCGGUCCUCCCCAACCGGUGAAACGUCGCACUUCAGCGGGGAACAACCCGCGUCGUGUAUCUCCAAACUAUAAUGCAGAGAAAUUGGAAGGUGCAGGAACCAAUGCGUCCCGUCGCAGGUCGGGGGGGUUUGGUACGGAGCAUCGUGGAUCGACUGGUUUCGAGACCGGAGGUACUCCCCUUGAAUACGCUACCCGGCGGGCUUCGGCCGGAAGUAUAAACAAUAGUAGGUACGAAAGUGUAGAUACAGAAGCAGGUCCGGUGAACCUUCAAGGGCGUCGGGGCUACGUUGGAAGUUCGAGUCGCCGGGGCCCAAUCAGUAACGGUCCAUCGGAGACGGCAACACGCAUGGGGUCCACGGCAGGUGGACUUCUUCAUCAAGGAGGGCAUCGGGGACACGAUGGGAACACAAGUCGGCGAGGCCCCAUCAGCGGCGUACCACAAGAGCACCUUAUGGCCACUCAACGUAAAAUCUUUGCCCGUACGCCAGUCACGCGCAAUGACACCACCAACAGUGUUGAACUAGCAAGGGGUCGACGUGCAUCAGCCGAGCUUGAUCGCAACGCCUUUGCUCGGGGAGCACCUCCCCGAACAACUACCGCAGACAGCAUGGAAUUGGCUCCCGGGCGGCGAGCCCUGACCACAUCGUCCGAAAAGAGUCAAUUUGUUAGAGGAUUGCCCGCCCGAUCCACGACGGCCGACAGUAUGGAGCUUGCUCCAGGACGUCGAACAGUGAGGGUGUCCCCAGACCACGUGGGUUUCUCGGAAGAACCUAUGCUGUGCAGCCAAGCUACUGAUAGUAUCGAACUUACUCCAGGUGGACGGGCUUCUCUCGCUAUGGACAAGUCCGUCCGCAUCCCGGUGAUGCGGACCAACACUGCCAACAGUAUGGAUCUCAUUCCUGGACGCAGGGGGGUGAAGGAUUCGCUGACAGAGGAAACGGAGAUGAUGUAUGAACAGGUCAAUACUGAUCGUCAGAUGCCGCCGAGUCGUAGUGCGGCUCUACGCCGUGGACGGAGAGUAUCGUCCGGCUUCAAUGAGUCCGCUUUGGAUCGUAUGAACCAGGCUGCUUCUUGUGAUAAUCACAAUGAGGAAUCGGAAGAAUCAGAGCCCGAUUAUGGCUACGGAGACGGGAUGGCUCAUCCAUACGGAUAUUCAGCAGAUAAUUACCUAUCCCGGAGGGAAAGUACUGCCUCCCAAGUCUCCAGCAACGCAGUCAUGAGCCGUCGAGGCAGCAACUAUUCUCAAUCUAGCGGUAUUGUCAGCCGUCGCGGAAGCAAUUAUUCCCAGUUGUCGGCACAGCGCACCCGACGUCGCAACAGCUAUUUGGUGCGCCCAGAACGAGAUUUCAAUAUGGCGGACGAAUUGUUGGAUAGCGCUUUACGCAUGUCGGAUAGCGACCUUUCCGAAGACGAGCACAAAACUUUUUCCAAAGAUGUUCCUAAAGCCUUCUACAACUACAAUGGAGAGCAGUCAUUGAACACACAAAGUGCAUUUGGAUAUGAUUCCGACGCCCAGUCCAUGUCCAGUGCUGACUCGCAAAAUUCAUCCAAAUCCUACUGCCGCAACAGCUACUUGGUCCGGCCCGAGCAAGAUGCGGCUUUUGCAAGUUCGCUCUUGGCAGCGACGCCACGGAUGUGUGAAAGGUUAGUCGCUACUGAGCAUGCAUCAAUUGAGGAGCAUCUAACCGAAGAUGAUCAAUCCGAAGAAGAAGAAGAAGAUUUCAAAAAUCCGGACUCCCUUCUCAGUCGCAGUGGUUACCUUAAGGUACACGGAACGCAACACCAUUCACACUUGCUGGAAGCGGCCGUUGAGGUAGAACUAAAGGAGUUGAAAGACGGAGAGCACGAGAAUGACCAGCCUAUGAGGUCUGUCCCUAUCGCGGCUGGACAAACCUCGGGAACGCUCGUCGGAGCGCGACUCCAGCCUACUAACGAACAAGUAAAGCAUCAACCACAGAACGAAUCCAAGGAAAAGGAUGCUUGGAAUCGUCGCACUCCCUUUACCACUUCUCUUGCUGAGUCUUUGACUGCGGAUAAGAUUAACGAACUUCAGAAGAUUCAACCCAAGAUCUCUACGGAGAAUAUACCAAAGCAGUACAUGCGCUCUUGCAAAAUGAAUUGGGGAGAACUCACCCUCGAGAGUAGCGAUGAGUCAUCAGAAAAUUACUCCGAGUCUAGAUUUGGCUCUAGAUUGUACGAAGAUUCUCCCUCAAAUCAAGAACUAGACGGCUACAAACAGCGAGCGCGUCGUCGUGAAUCAAUCGAACGAACCGUUUUAAAUAUUGAAAAGUCCGCUUCCUCCUCUCUCCUGCAUGGCAAGAACACUCCAGAUUUCAAGCCUGCAACUGGCUGUGUAAACGCUUCCGACUUCAUUGUCCGUUGCUUCUCUGCUCGCCUCCGAAUGGGGAUCACAGUGCUCAAGCACAACCGAUCUCGCUGGAGUAAGUCGUCUAAUCGUGAUUUGGUACUCCUUGAUGGUCGUACACUUAGCUGGAAACCUGUCGGCGGAGAGCAGGACAAAGGAAAGCGUCCUCGAUUAGAUAUUUCCAAGUGCAGGGAGGUUCGUCAUGCCUGGAGUCGGGAUCCAUUGACACGAAAGCAGACUGGUACGAUUACUCUACGGAAGCGUUGUAAAGACGGCAUGGCGAGCAAGUCGUUCUCUCUUAUAUUUGGAAAACGCACUUUAGAUAUCACAGCCAUGACAAACGACCAAUGUAAGGUUUUGAUGGAAGGCUUUUCGGCCCUUUGCUACCGAUUGCAAUUAGAACAGCUGGAAGAAGGCGACACUCACUCGGAAUCGCGUGCUGCCCGUGGGGGCGAUUCCAAGUCCAUGACAACAGACGACGACUGGAACUCUACUGUAUUUGGUGACUCAACCAUGAGCUUGACGCAAAGCAACACAACCGGUCGGACUCUUCCAAUACCAGCGUCGCCAUGGGGGCUAUGA
Molecule: messenger RNA, 3561 nt
Organism: Phaeodactylum tricornutum CCAP 1055/1
Lineage: Eukaryota; Bacillariophyta; Bacillariophyceae; Surirellales; Neidiaceae
Exons: 1
Coding region: 1-3561 (1186 amino acids)
Source: RefSeq, a predicted model, not a curated record